Molecule: messenger RNA, 1439 nt
Organism: Ziziphus jujuba (common jujube)
Lineage: Eukaryota; Viridiplantae; Streptophyta; Magnoliopsida; Rosales; Rhamnaceae
Product: 5-formyltetrahydrofolate cyclo-ligase-like protein COG0212
Exons: 6
Coding region: 129-1211 (360 amino acids)
Cellular component (GO): cytoplasm
Source: RefSeq, a predicted model, not a curated record
UUUUCUAAAAUUAUUUUCUUGUUUCCAAUUCCGAUUCCGAAGAGGGACAAAAACAAAGGAAGAAUUUCGUUGCCCAAGAAGGAACAGGAUUGGAAAGCUUGAAAAACCCGAAUAUCGGACCGUUUCGAAUGGAUUCAAAUCUUAUCCGAAUAGCAUACCCAUUUACGAUUAUACCCUCCCGUUUGAGCAAUUCUUCGACCUCUCUUCUCCUCCCAAUCCCAACCAAUUCUGGUGGUGGGAGGCUUCAGAAGCUGAGAAAUUGCAGUGCCCAGAAGAAGAACAACAACAACAAGGUGGCAUUUGACGAAGCGGCUUACGAGGCCGAGAGGCUGAGUCUCGACGCCAAGGCUCGCCAAUCAAUGGCCGAGACUUCGAGCAGGGAGAUCCAAAACGCACCCUCUGAAGACGACCCGAAAGCUUGGAAAUGGGUCAUCCGAAAGAGGAUCUGGGAUCUUAUGGAGGCCCAGAACAUCGCUCAGAACCCCCGACCCGUCCACCACCGCAUUCCCAAUUUUGUCGGUGCUUCUGCGGCUGCUGACAAUUUUGCCGGGUUGGAAGUGUUUCGGGUCGCACAGUGCGUAAAGGUUAACCCGGAUUCGCCUCAGAAGCAAGUCAGGUUUCUUACACUCUCUGAAGGGAAGCAAUUGUUAACUCCCCAGCCUAGGUUAAGGACGGGAUUCUUCUCCAUACUUCAACCUGGUACAUUAACUCCCAGUACCAUCAGAGAGGCUUGCACCUCUGUUGGAGUUGCCAAGCAUGGGCGACCGAUUGGAUUGGAUGAAAAGCUCAAGGUGGAUUUGAUAGUUAUUGGCUCAGUUGCUGUUGAUUCAAGGACUGGUGCUCGACUUGGCAAGGGUGAGGGAUUUGCUGAACUUGAAUAUGGGAUGCUGAGGUACAUGGGAGCUAUUGAUGACUCAACACCAGUUGUUACCACUGUGCAUGACUGUCAACUAGUAGAUGAUAUUCCAGUUGAAAAGCUGUUGAUCCAUGAUGUGCCAGUAGACAUCAUAUGCACUCCAACUCAGGUUAUUUAUACCAACACGUCGAUUCCGAAGCCUCAAGGAAUUUAUUGGGACAAGUUGUCUCCUGAGAAAUUGGGACAAAUACGAAUACUCAGAGAGCUGAAGAGCAGGAUUGAAAAGGAGACUGGACAGAAACUUCCAUCUGGUCCAUCUGAGAAACUUCCUCCAACGGCACAACGAAGACGGUAGCAUUUUUUUAUAUCUAAAAAGAAGCGAGAAGGAGAAACCAAAAAUGACUGGAAAAAGAUCAUUCAGAUUUUAUGUUUGGCCACUAGUUAUUUGUCAAUGUUGGCCACUCUUUUGAUUGUACUUUCAGUUGUAUACUUAGAUUUGUAUAUGCAACUAUAAGUUGUAAAUUUAAAAAAUAAAAUAAAAUAAAAUACAAAAAGAAAAUUAAUUGCAAUUACGUUUAUCAAA